UGCAUUAAAUAUAUUUCCACAAAUUUUGAAGGCAUUUUAGUGCUUCUUUACGGGUCUACCAAAAAAUGGUGGGUCCUGAUGGGUUUUCUCCCAAAAGAGUCUGAAAAAUGUGUGAAAACAUAUAUAUUGCAUUCUGAAGUACCCAUUUGAAAUGAUGGGCGUGAUGAGCACUGUUGUGUUCCAUUGUGCGGCCACCUUCUCACCAUGGCUUCACAAAUUGGCAACUGCACGAUUUUAAGUCCAAUUUGGGACAUAUUCCCGUACUGGGCCAAGGAAUCCGGACUUUCCCUAACACCUGGACUUUAAAUGUAACAGAAGAUAACGUGAAUAAGUAGAAGACCGAGGUCGUUUGAUCUUGAGAAAGAUCUCCUUCUCCUGAGCCGCCUGAGAAAGUCCCCUGCGCGUAAGGUUUCAAGUUAGGCCGCCACCGCAUCGUACGAACAUACAGUGUUUGCGCGAUAUUUUCUUAUUGUGAAUUAAUUGAUUCACGCUCAACUUUUCUUAGAAAUCUAGAAAAUUUCUUGAUUGUUUAACGGAAACCUGGUUUUAUCAUUUUCUGUUGCGAAAUGGUCAAGGUUUGUACAGUAAGACCAUGCAUAGCAUGCAGAAGUUGGCACGAUUAUUCGCACCGGCGCCGGCGCGUUGGUUUGUUUUGUUUUCGUCGGCUCUCUCGUAGCAGACGAAUUUUUGUUAACCACUUUCGCGGUCGUUGUGAACUAUUCGGCAAGGUGGAUUCGUAAAUCCGAUAUUUGAUUCAUGGUGUGAACACCUGCAACAAUCAUGUCUGAUACUAGCAUCAACUCUAUUUUCAUCGGAGAGGUAGCAUCGGUUCAAACUUAUGGAGCCUUUGUCAAAAUACCUGGUGGUCCUCACCAGGGGUUGGUCCAUCGCAGUCAGAUUUCCAAAGUGCAUGUUCCUGAAGUAUCAGAUGUCUUAGCCAAAGGUGAUCGUGUAUGGUGCAAAAUUAUCAGCACAACUGAUGAUGGAAAAAUUGCACUUUCCAUGAAAGUUGUUGAUCAAGGAAGUGGAAAAGAUUUGGAUCCAAAUGGAGUUCAGAUCAAGCUUGAUGAACAGAAGCGCAAGGAAUGGGCCCCUGGUGAUAAACGGAAAACAAUUUCACUCGAUGCAGUUUUCAACACCACUUGUAGUAAAUGUGGCACACGAGGACAUUUAGGAAAAGACUGCUUUCAGGUUAAAGGUGGCAAAACAUAUGAUCUCAUUCCAGAGCAGGAUGAUUUGGCAAGCACUCAUCGUGGUAAGACUGAGAGUGCUACACAGUCAGUAGAACUAGAUGACAAAAAAGAAAGAAAAAAAGAAAAAAAGUUGGCAAAAAAGGAGAAGAAAGAAGCCAAGAAAAGAAAGAAAGCUGCAAAAAAAUUAAAGAAGAAAUUGAAAAAAGAAGCAAAGAAGGCUAAGAAGCUUAAGUCAAAGAAAAAGAAGAAACAUUCAUCUUCUGAUAGUUCAUCUGACUCUUCAAGUUCUUCAUCCUCUUCUGACGACAACAGUGACUCUGAUAAGGAUUCACAUUCAAAGGAAAAGUCUCAGAAGCAAAGUUAUUCCUCUCAUGAUAGCCAUACAAGAAGAUCAAGAUCACGAUCACCUAUCAGGGAUGUGAAAAGGCCAAGAAAUGAUUCUCAUUCUUCAUUGGAAGAUAGAAGAAGAUCUAGAAAAUGACACCCAUACGUACCUUAAUUUUCAUCAAUCAGACGGGUGAAUUUCUUUCUUCAAAACUCGAAUACGCGACCAGAUCUCAUCCCAGUCUAAGUAUCCACCAAUAACAUGUCUUACUACAUUUCCAGUAUCCUCAUAUUUUCUUCGUCCAUGUAGUAGCCUAAUGUUAUCAAAUGUCAAUACUUCACCUGUUGGGCAGAUGUAUUGUUAUUUAUUUAGUACUCUAGUUUUGCUACAGUG
Molecule: messenger RNA, 1911 nt
Organism: Frankliniella occidentalis (western flower thrips)
Lineage: Eukaryota; Metazoa; Arthropoda; Insecta; Thysanoptera; Thripidae
Product: zinc finger CCHC domain-containing protein 17-like
Exons: 7
Coding region: 781-1674 (297 amino acids)
Biological process (GO): RNA stabilization
Molecular function (GO): RNA binding; zinc ion binding
Source: RefSeq, a predicted model, not a curated record